Varroa destructor (honeybee mite) is the source of this 2704-nucleotide messenger RNA. It is a transcript of the gene Mcm3, whose product is annotated as minichromosome maintenance 3. Lineage: Eukaryota; Metazoa; Arthropoda; Arachnida; Mesostigmata; Varroidae. Gene Ontology annotation, cellular component: MCM complex; nucleus. Gene Ontology annotation, molecular function: ATP binding; single-stranded DNA helicase activity; single-stranded DNA binding. The record is from RefSeq and is a predicted model, not a curated record. Gene Ontology annotation, biological process: DNA replication; DNA strand elongation involved in DNA replication; double-strand break repair via break-induced replication.
UCGCGCCAAAAGCGGCUGGCGAUCAGCGCCGUUAUUUGUAUUUUCGAUUUCUCAAUAAGCCAAGCUGAAAAAUGGCAGAUACAACUAUACACAACACGUUGAACGAUAUUCAGAGGGAGUAUCAGGACUUUUUGGACGACGAUAACGAUGACGGAAGUUAUAGGGCAAAGAUCACCGAGAUGCUGGCAUCCAGUGGGCGUCGGUUGAUCGUCAACAUAAAUGAUCUACGAAGGAAAAACCCGCGACGCGCUGCUGAACUCGUUUCGAAUUCCGCUGAAGAAAUGAUGGCGUUCGAAUUAGCCCUCAAAAGCAUCGUGAUGCAAGCAGACCCCUCGCUACAGAAGCAAUACCGAGCACUGCGAUAUUCCGUUGGUUUGGAGGGUUCAUUUGGUAAUAAGCACGUUACGCCGCGCAGCCUUACCUCGAGUUUUCUUGGAGGCGUCGUAUGCCUUGAGGGUAUUGUUACCAAAGCGUCGCUAAUUCGUCCGAAGGUGGCGCGUUCUGUACACUACUGUCCGGCGACGGGUAAAACCAUAGAGCGAAUGUACACAGAUAUGGCCUCGUACGACUCGACACCAUCCUCGUCGAUCUACCCGACAAAGGAUGAUGACGGUAAUUUGCUGGAAACUGAAUACGGACUCUCGUCCUACAAAGAUCAUCAGACGCUUACCAUACAAGAGAUGCCGGAAAAAGCUCCUGCCGGUCAACUGCCUCGUUCGGUUGAUAUUCUUUGCGAUGACGAUAUGGUGGACAUCUGUAAACCAGGUGAUCGUGUUCAAAUUAUUGGCGUGUAUAGAUGUCUGCCUUCGAAGCAAGGCGGGAUAACAAAUGGAAUUUUCAGAACAGUCCUGCUAGCCAAUAACAUCCGUUUACUCACCAAGGAAGUUGCUAUGGAACUCACAGCUGAUGAUAUGAAGAAGGUCCGUCAGUUCGCCCGCGAAAAAGGCAACGAUAUUUUUGCCACGUUAUCGAAGUCGCUUGCCCCAUCGAUCCAUGGUCACGAUUUCGUGAAAAAAGCUCUUCUAUGCCUUCUGUUAGGCGGCAGUGAAAAGAUUCUUCCAAACGGAACUCGCCUCAGGGGAGACAUCAAUGUUCUGUUGAUCGGAGAUCCGUCUGUGGCCAAAUCGCAAAUGCUUCGAUACGUCCUUAAUACGGCGCCGCGCGCCAUUGCAACAACGGGCCGAGGUUCAUCAGGAGUGGGUUUAACGGCGGCCGUCACCGCCGACCAGGAAACUGGUGAUCGUCGAUUGGAGGCCGGCGCCAUGGUGUUGGCGGACCGAGGUAUAGUGUGCAUCGACGAGUUUGAUAAAAUGUCUGACAUUGACCGAACAGCAAUUCAUGAAGUCAUGGAACAGGGUCGAGUCACAAUUGCCAAGUCAGGCAUUCAAGCCCAACUCAAUGCUAGAUGCUCCGUUUUAGCAGCUGCUAAUCCCGUGUAUGGACGUUACGACCAAUAUAAGACUCCUAUGGAGAAUAUUGGUUUACAGGAUUCACUACUAUCUCGUUUCGACCUUUUGUUUGUGCUCCUCGACACAAUGGACCCCGAAAAUGACCAGCGAAUCUCAGAGCACGUUGUACGCAUGCAUCGAUACAGGAACCCAAAUGAGCAGGAUGGCGAGGCUAUGCCACUUAAAAACGUCGCAGAUUUCCUCUCAACAGACGACCCAGAUGUUGCUACUGGACAACAAACAACAGAGAUUUACGAGAAGCAUGACGCACUUCUACACGGCCCGCGAAAGAAUAACAAGGACAAGCGUGUGUCCUUGCAAUUCUUAAAAAAGUUUAUCCAUCUUGCGCGGCAGGUGAAGCCUACGUUGUCCGAUGAAGCAUGUCGUAUCAUCACUGAAGAGUACCCCCGUCUACGUAGUUUUGAUAGUGACCACUCGGAUAUGGCUCGAACUCAGCCGGUUACGGCGCGUUCUCUCGAAACGCUGAUCCGUAUUGCGACCGCGCACGCGAAGGCACGACUUUCGGCCAAGGUCACGGAAGAAGAUGCGCUCAAGUCUAUUGAACUCGUUCACUUUGCCUAUUUCAAGAAGGUCAUGGAGAAGCCUCGCAAGAGGAGGUAUUCGGCUGAGGGUUCGGAAGAUGACACCGACGAUGAGCGCAUGGAUCGUGAAGGCCAACCCAUGCACGAGGAUGAAUACGAAUUCGACGACGAGGAUGCACCUUCAUCACAGACCUCGAGGCCCAAAGCAAAGAGGCCACGCACACGGCAGGAAGAGGUCGAAGAGGAGGAAGCUCCGCUGCCAUCAAGAUCGAGGUUGGGAAUCGCUAUAGGAAUGGACCGACUUAAUCAGUUCCGCUCUCUACUGAACAAGGCUUUCAAGAAGACGGCUGGUAGUCAAGAAAUGGCCAUAAAUGAGAUCGUAGAUUUCCUUUCUAGCGAGCCUCUGUCCGAUCCAUUCACGCAGGAAGAGGUGGAGCUGGCUUUAGAAAAAAUGGCUGACGCUAACCAAGUUAUGGUGUCCGAAAAUACUGUGUAUCUCAUUUAAUUUAGCUUGCGUUUUUUCCUUUACCAUUUUUUCCUUGCGCUUUACACAGUCCGCAGCCAUGCACAAUAUGCACCCAUGAUGGUGUUUAGAAUUGCAGGAAAAAUGUAAUUGACGUGAAAUUCUGUCCAUCGCUCAGUCACGCCAUUUAUGUAUAUUACAAACAUUCUUAAUCAUUCGAAAUAAAGCAGAAUGAUUUUGGGAACAUUAAA